Lasiosphaeria miniovina is the source of this 582-nucleotide messenger RNA. RefSeq lists its product as uncharacterized. NCBI's taxonomy places the organism in Eukaryota, Fungi, Ascomycota, Sordariomycetes, Sordariales, Lasiosphaeriaceae. Bases 1 to 582 code for a protein of 193 amino acids. The transcript has a single exon. The record is from RefSeq and is a predicted model, not a curated record.
AUGACUGGCACCUCCAAGCCCGCGGCCGAUGGCCACCCGCACCACGACGCCGCCCACGGGCUGAUAGGGCUCUUCUCGCACCACAAGGAGCCUGAGAACCCGCUGACGCCGUACGAGCGGUGGAACAAGGAGAUGGACGCGGGCAAGAUCUCGUGGCCGCCCAACGAGAUCCACGAGCACGAGAUGGUGCUGGCGCUGCGGCGGUUCAACGAGGCGCGCAGCCGUGAGGCGCAUAAGAACGGGCCUGCUGGCGACUUGCACGAGCUGGCUGAGCGCCUGCGCAUCGACGAGGAGAGCCGCCACGCCGAGCAGGCCCGCCUGGCUGCCAGCAGCGACGCCGUCAAGAAGGCCCAGCUCGCCCAGCAAGCUACCAAGGACGAAGCCGCGAAGAAGGCGGCCGAGGAGGCUGCCAAGGUCGCUGCUCAGCAGAAAGUCGAGCCAGAGGCAGAGCAAGACAUGGAGCAGAAGGCUGAGGCAGAUACCGAGGCCGAGGCCGAGCAAGAUGUCAAGCGCGACGUCGAGGAUGACGACGAGGACGCCGUGCCUGCCAAGAAGACCGAGGAAAAUGAAGAUGAGCAGUAG